This is a messenger RNA of Lactuca virosa, 654 nucleotides long. The record is from the annotation of a GenBank genome assembly. NCBI's taxonomy places the organism in Eukaryota, Viridiplantae, Streptophyta, Magnoliopsida, Asterales, Asteraceae.
AUGGCAGCCAUACCCCUCCUCCGCCUAUCCUUGUCACCACCACCACAAAAAACCCUUCGGUCAACUAUCUCGAUUCACCCUCUUAGAUCAAACAUCCUUUCACUUUCACCACCACAAUCGCUAUCACUCCGCUCAAAUUCCGCCGCUCAAUCACGCCGACGCACAAUAAUCUCAGCGUCAAACAACUCAACUCCGGUCACCGACAGAUUAAUCUCAGCCGCAGCAUACUUUUUCCCCUUCUUCAACGGUCUCCAAUACGGCAGAUUCCUCUUCGCCCAAUACCCCAGAACCCUAGGCCUCGCUCUCGAGCCCUUGCUACCUUUACUCUCAUUCUACCGUUCAAUUCCUUACGCAAGCUACCUCGCUUUCUUGUUGCUGUACAUUGGCGUUGUCCGUAACACGAAUGCCAGCCGUUACGCUCGUUUCAAUGCGAUGCAGGCGGUGGUGCUCGAUGUUCUGUUGGUUCUACCGAUGUUGGUUCAGAGAAUAUUCAAUCCAGGGCCACAUGGGAUCGGGGGAAAGAUUUUGAUGAUAAGCCACAAUGUGAUUUUUGUGUUUGUUGUUAUUUGCUUUGUUUAUAGCUUGGUGUUUUCGAUUUUGGGAAGGACACCGAAAUUGCCGUUGGUUGGUGAUGCUGCUGGCAGGCAAUUUUGA